This is a messenger RNA of Sphenostylis stenocarpa, 1251 nucleotides long. NCBI's taxonomy places the organism in Eukaryota, Viridiplantae, Streptophyta, Magnoliopsida, Fabales, Fabaceae. The record is from the annotation of a GenBank genome assembly.
AUGGAAGCAGAAGAAGAAGAAGAAGAAGAAGACGCGCCGCAAACCUUCUGGACGGAGAAUGGAAGCCACCGCCGGUCGUACUCGCUGUUUCUCAGCUCCGGUGCACUUGUCGUGUGCGUUCUGGUGAUUGUACUUGCAUUCACGUUGGUCAUAAUUCCCACGUUGCACUCUCUCCCCAACCAUCUUUUCAAACCCAACUCCGUGAAGAAGAGCUGGGACUCCCUUAACUUCGUGCUUAUCCUCUUCGCCAUUCUCUGCUGCUUCCUCGGCCGGAACAACACCGACGAAAGCUUCUCCGACACGCCACACCAGUACGAGAAACCAAACCCUACAACACCGCAACCGUGGUACGAGGAGUCAGAUCGUACGCCAUAUAAAUCGUAUAACAGGCUCAGGAGUUUCAACUCCUACCCGGAUCUCCGCCAAGAGUCGCCGUGGCUCGCCGCUGAUGAAAGAUGGCGAUUUUAUGAUGACACACACGUUAACGGUUACCGUGGAUUUGACUUGGAUGAAGAGAGCGUCAAGAAUUUUGAAGUGGUUGAUAAAGAGGUUCCGCCGCUACCGGCGUCACGACCACCAGUUCCGGCGGCGGAGAGGAGUCUGGAAAGUAAGAAUAAGAGAGCAAGUGCAACUAAAGAGUUGCUGACAUCUUCGAAAGAAAAGAAGAAGAAACAAAGAAAAGGAAGCUUUGAAAAUCUUAAGCGUAUUCGAAAUUCUGAACCUCAUUCACAUCCACGAGUGUCCUCAGUUUUUCAUAAUCUGUUUCCUUCUAAGAAAAGCAAGAAGAAAAAACUUGAAUCUGCUUCAUCUUCGCACGUUUCAUCAUCCAAAACCGAACCGAUUCGUGGGAGUGUGACUCCUUCCCUUACAUCAAACAAGAGAGAGACUUUCUCGGAGGAAAAUGUGAUUGUCACUGGUAAUGGUACCGAGUCACCUUUGAUCCCUACACCUCCGCCGCCGCCGCCGUUCAAGAUGCCGGCGUGGAAGUUCCGGGUUCAGGGAGACUUUGUUAGAAUAAAUAGCAUUAGUAGUGGUUCUUCAGAUUUAGAAGAUGAAGUUGUGGAGUCAGCAAGAAGUGAAGAUGGUGGAGAAUCUGCAAUCUUAUUGUUCUAUGAUCCUAGCCCUGAUGUUGACACCAAAGCUGAUACUUUCAUUGAAAGGUUCAGAGCAGGUUUAAGGAUGGAGCAGAAGCAGGGGAUUGGUACUUCCAAUCUACGCUCUUCACCAGAACCCAAAACUGGACCAAGUUGA